CAUGGAGGUGGUGUCUAUUGUCAUCAGUACCACCCUAGAACUCUCCACUUUGGAAAAUGGAGCAAUACAUCUGAUAUACCCUACAGUGCUCACACCCAUUGUAAGAGGUGAAAAUGGGGGGAGAUCAAAUGAAACAAGGUUUUGCAGUGACAAAAGAGGGACAUCAUGAAAUUGGGCUAAAGACCUGAAUGUGCAGCCUCAGGCAACCUCCAAUUUCUUGGAGAGGACUCAUCUGUUUUCCAUUCAUUCAUCUUCAGUAACUGCUUUAUUUAGCCUUAACAUUAAAACCACCUGCCUAACAUUGUGCAUCUUCCCCUAAGAGGUGGGUUUUUCAUGGUUCAGACUGGUUUGUCCAGCACAUCCCAAAGAUGCUGAUCAGAUUGAGAUCUCAGGAUUUUUUAAGGCAAGUUGACUUUCAUCUCAUGUUGCUCAAACCAUUCAUCAAACAAUUUUUGCAAGUGUAGCAGGGUGCAUUAUCCUGCUGAUAGAGGCCACUGCCAUUAGGGAUUACCGUUUCCAUGAAGGGGUGUGCAUGGUCUGUAACAAUAUAAUAUUGCGAUACAUGUCACAUAAGUCAUGAAUGAUAUGACCCAAGUUUUCUCAGGAGAACAUUGCCCAGAGCACAAUACAGUGCCUGUUGGCUUGCCUUCUUCCCUUGGUGCAUCCUUUUGCCAUCUCUUACCCAUAAGUCCAUGUUGAUAAAAUCAUGUGAUUCAUCAAACCAGACCACCUUCUUGCAAUGCUUCAUGGUCCAACUCUCACAUGCCCAGUGUAGGUGGUUUUGGUGGUGAAAAAGGGUCAGCUGGGCACUCUGACCAGUCUGUGGCGACACAGCCCCAUAAGCAGCAAGCUGCAAUGCACCUUUCUAUCAAAUCCAGCAUUAACUUUUUCAUCAAUUUGUGCAUCAGUAGCUUUUCUGUGGGAAUGGACCAGAUGGGCUAGCCUUUGAUCCCCAUGCAUAUUUUUGAGCCUUGGGCAGCCAGUAACCUUUUGCCAGUAAACUGGUUGUCCUUCCUUGGACCACAUUUGGUAGGUACUAACCAUUGUUUAAUGGAAACACUCCAAAAGACCUGAUGUUUUGGAGAUGUUCCAAAAUCAGUCGUCUUGCCAUCACAAUUUAGCCCCACAGAUGCUCAGAUCCUUACAUUUGCCCAUUUUUUCAGACAGCUAGUUAGUUAGACAAAUAUCAGAAAUGGAUGCAAAUAAUCAAACUUAUUGCUUAUAAGCCCACACACCAUUAACUCAAGCGGUUCACAGGAGUGACGUUUUAAAAGCCUAUUGUGCAAUGAGCUAAUCAGACUAUUAAGAGGUAGGUAUACAUCUAGACUCUUCUCUGUUCUGGCACCAAAGUGGUUGGAAUGAACUUCCCUGAUGAAGACUUACCUCUUUCUAAAACACUUAAACUAGCUUUUAUUUUCCCUGUUUGUUUUAUGUAUUGUUGUAUGUUGUUUAAAAAACCUGAUGGUAUUCUAAGUCUGUGACCUAUUGGUCCAGUGUUAAUGUAUUUAUUGAUAGAGACUUCAACGCACUUUUAUACAUCGCUCUUGAUAAGGGCGUCUGCCUGAAAUGGCAUUGCCAGAGUUUAAUGAAUGAACACUGCAAUACUGUACUGAGCUAUUUAAUUAUUUGUUUUGCUAAUAUACUGAAUUCUACUCAGAUUGAUGAAUACUAUAGACACUUAUAAACAUUUCAUUGCUACAUUUUAAUGUAUGGGAAAUUGGAAUUCCUGUGUAGUGUUAAUGCAGUUGCCUGUAGAAUACAGCAAGUAUGUCAUGCCAGUCCAUUACAGAUUAUCUGACUUUUCAGUGUUCGUUUCUGCAUCCUUAACAAUAAUAAUAACUACACUAAGGUUUUUCUCCCACCCCCACUGAAGUGCAACAAGGUGUUUUGGAGGUGUUUCUGGCAAGCAGGAGAAGAUGCUGGAAAUGAAUGAGCGUUGCAUUCAUUCACUGUUUUCUAGCCCUGCAACCAACCUCACCCCCUAUGAGCUCAACUUCCAGCUGCUGGUUCGAGGGGCUUGUCUACUCGCAGGCCUAGAGAGCCCGACCCAUGCACUACGGGCAGAUGCAGACCCUAGUGCCCAAUCUGCCUCUGCUACUUACAUCACCCUUGCAGAGGAGCACCUGUAUGACCGGCACUUGGAAAUAAUCCUGCAUCUGAGUGAGCCUCAUAGCCCUUUGGUCAUCUUGGAGAGGGGUCGGCUUACCUUCAACCAGUAUGAGCAGCAAAUCAGUGCUCGCCGUGAUUUCAUUCGUCGUGUACAUAAAGAAGCAGAACCUGAGAAAAAACUGGAGUUUGUGAGAAAGCGUUACCACAAGGAUGUGCUGAAUAACCCGGUGCUGAUGUUGAACUUUUGUCCGGAUUUGCUGUCUGAGCCACUGGAGCUCCAGCAGGCAUCCCGAGAACUUCUGUUCCUAAUCAACUGCAGCAGGAACAUGACCCAGCACAGCAUUAACAAGAUCAAGGAAGGUAUGCUGGUGGCCAUUAAGAGCCUUCCUAGUAGCACAAUGGUAAACAUCACUGGCUUUGGCUCCAUCAUAAAGCCUUUAUAUACCGCCAGUAAGCCCUGCACUGAUAUUAUUAUGGCCCAGGUUUUAGAUUAUGUACAGAAUUUGCAUGAGGAUCUGGGUGGCAGUAACCUGUUGGGGGCACUGUCCUGGGUGUACCAUCAGCCUACUCAUCGUAGCUGUCCUCGACAGCUCUUCAUCCUCACUGACGACUCACUAAGCAAUGUUGGUCAAGUUCUAGAACUUGUCAGGAGGAACACUUGUAAUGCCAGAUGUUUUGCGCUAGGUCUAGGGUCAAGGGCCUGCAGGAGGCUCCUUUACAGUGUUGCAAAGCUGACGGGAGGAAGAGCAGAAUUUCUCUGUGAUGAUGAGAGGCUGCAGCCAAAGCUGAUAAAGUGUCUGAAGAAGGCUUUGGAGCCUGCACUGACAGAUGUGCGCAUUGACUGGUAUGUGCCUGACAACAUGGAGGCUCUUCUCUCACCUAAUGAGGUCCCUCCACUCUAUCCAGGGAGCCGUUUGAUUGGCUACUGCACUCUCUAUGAUGUCUCCGCUUUCAAAGUUAAGAAGAAUGAUGUGAAGAAUCAGGCCAACAGACUCUUGCCAUAUGGUUCAUUUGGAUCGGUUUUUGAGGUCUCUCCUGGAUCAUCUGAGCUGGCUGAAAGAGAAGGAAGAACAGAACUGGGAUAUGAAGAGGACACUGAAGAUACACUAAGAGAAAUCACCUCUGAGUUUCCUUGCGCUCCAGCCACAGACAACAAUUUGGCCACUGAUGACUACACUGCAAGUGAUGUGCGAUGGCGGAUGGAGCAGACGUCAUAUGUGCAGGAACAGUACACAUUAACGCGGUGCUCUAUUGGCAGUGAGAGGGGUGGUUUUCCCUCCUUCACUCCGCUAGCCGAGUGCCUCUCUCUGGGCUUGGACACUGCAUCACUUCCUCACGGCUUGGAGAGAGUGCAGCCUCAACACAGCCAUAGUCUUACACGCUGGGACACAUCAUGGAAACAAAACACCACUUCAUCAGUGGAGGCAGAGUCUGGGAAGGCUAGCCGGCUGUUAGAUGGUGAAGGUGGUGUGCUCAGACAGAAGACUUUAGCCCGUGCUGCACUGGCUGGUCGCAGUUUUUCUUCACCACAGGGUGAUUUGGACAUGCACCGACUGAGAAGGGCAUUGGAGAGAGUCUCAAUCGAGCAGGCAAUGGGGGGCAGACUGGAGGAGAGUGAUACGGAGUCACACAACAUUCCCCAAGGAGCUCUGUCUCUCACAGACUCCAAUGGUUUUCUCUUCCCAGCAUCACCGUUGGACUGGGAUGGUUUCACUGAUCCUGAAUCAAUAUUUGCAGCUGCUCCUGUUAUGCAGGUACCAUGCCGGUCGGUUAUCCAUGGCCUGAUAGGGUCAAAGCCUAUGUCCUGGGAGGUCAGCAUGGACCUGUGUGUCCUUUGGAGUUCUGAAGAAGCACCACGAGAUGCCUGGGAUGAGAUUGUCCACCAUCUUGCUGCCCGCUCUGUCAUCCGAGAUUUUGAGAACAUGGCAGAGAAGGAGACGGACAUAGAGAAUGGUUCAUCAAAGCGUUACAGAAUGAAAGCCAUCCAGACUAGCAAGAGCUGUGGAAUCAUCUCCAUGUAUACAAUCUUCAGCACUACUGAUGUCAGCACCAGGAAAAUGUUUUCAAAUUCUGCAGACACACGACACUCAGGUGUCCGUUUUGGGAGUAGACACACUUCUGGUACCAGGAGCCAGAGGGCAUACUCUGUUGGUCACAGACCAUCCAGCGCAGACAGUCGGGAAAUAGAGGACUCGCACAACUCCAUAGACAGAGAAAACACUUCAUCUUCUCCACACAGUCUGGUAUCUUUGGGCAGCAAUGUGGGUCCUGGCAGUCCAUCUGCUGCCUCAUCCCAUUCUCAACGUUCACUUGAAAGCAAGUCCAUGGAGAGUUUCUUCAGCUCCAGAUUUAAUCUUGGCAGACUAAGACCUAGCCACAUCUCGGGAAGGCAAACUCCACUUAAACCUCAAUGCCUGUUUGCCGAAUCUGAAACAGAUUCCCAGUCUCCUGACUAUCUGCCUCUGUUGCGUUUGCAGCUUGCUUCGGGUGCCUUCCUGCUGUCUGAGUCAUUUUCUGAGUCCAUUCACAUCCCGCUGGAUCGUCUAAAGCGAGCAUCACCGUACCUGAUCCACCGCAGAAGCUUAAGCCCUCCUUACCACUGUGUUUCUUCCUCCAACAUGCGCCCCAUUGCCUCCUACAGGCUAGAUGACCAGAGUACCACACGCCCACCUCAUGUUAGCUCAGGCCAAACAUAUUUCAAUGAUCCCCUUAACGUUCUUCCACAACCUUUCACCUCAGAGAAAGGCUCUUUAGAAGUUAUGGGGGGACACCCACAGGCUGACAGUGGGCGUGGCUCUGAAACAGACAUGUGCGAGGAGGCAGAACCACAGGGGGAAGAGCUCGCACAGCUGGAUGUGGAGAGUUCCAGCUGGGCAACGUCUGUGGCUUUGGCAUGGCUUGAGCACCACUGUGCAGGCUUUUUUGUGGAAUGGGAGCUGGUGGCAGCCAAGGCAGACUUCUGGCUCAAAUGUCAAUUACUUCCAGAGGGUGUAGACCUGCCAGGGCUGAAGGCAGCCGCUAGACAGCUAUUUCUACUGCUGCGCCACUGGGAUGAAAAUCUACAGCUUAACAUGCUCUGCUACAACCCAAAUUACAUGUGACAAAACCAAUUCAAUCAAAUUCAGCAUGCACUGCUACAACUAAGUGUGAUUGAAUGUUCAGUUUCACAAAAUGCUCUACUUUUAUGUAUUAAAACAAACACACUUUAUAAUUCCUUUGGUGCAGUGCAACCUCCAACUGGAUAUGUCCUUAAAAAUCAAAAUAACUGGAACUGGAAGAAAAAAAAAAACUGGGAAAAAGACUCUAAUCACAAUCCUGUAUCUUUAUUUAUGGUCCAACAAUACAUACCAGAAAAUAGUUUUUUUUCAAUGAUCUGCGAUGAAACACUGGUGUAAUAUUUACAAAUUCUCUCUAACCUAGUUCUGCACAGUCAAAAUUAGACCCCAAAAUAGAAAAGGAGCCAUUUUCAGACUCACCUUAAAAUGUUUAGUAUUGCGAGGCAUUUAGAAUAUAUGAUAUCUAUACAGCAGCUGCCAUUUUAUGGCAAUUAAAUUAAAUGAUAAAUUAUAUUAUUGUAAUAACAAAGAACUAUUUAGUCUGACAGCCAAAAGUACUUUCCUGAGUGUGGCUGCAUUUGUCUUUGACAUUUUCAGCUAACUUCUGGCAAAAUCACAGACUAUUAUACAUUUAAAUCUGUGAUGUAGUAAUCUGUUUCUACAGAAAUUGCUUCACCUAAAAUUACUGCAGGGAUUUAAACUUGAGUUUUCUUUCUGUCGUUUUUGCUUACUGCUGGAAACUUUGUUAAAAUCUGAAAAUCUUGCAAUAAACUUUAUUUUUAAAAACAA
This is a messenger RNA of Hemibagrus wyckioides, 5954 nucleotides long. RefSeq names its product von Willebrand factor A domain containing 5B2 (gene vwa5b2). The coding region runs from base 1917 to 5210 and encodes 1097 amino acids. NCBI's taxonomy places the organism in Eukaryota, Metazoa, Chordata, Actinopteri, Siluriformes, Bagridae. The record is from RefSeq and is a predicted model, not a curated record. The transcript has 20 exons.